AUGAAGAAUGGACAGCUUGCCCUUGCACUCUUUUUAUCUCUGAUUCCUGCCGUCGCUGCCGUUUAUUGCCUAGCAACAGAACACGCCUUUACAAGUAUCCUGCUAUUCACAUUGUCGAUCGUAUGCGUUGGAAUGUCGUUUAUUGCGUUUCUCAGCUACGCGACUUUCAAGCAUGGUGUACCAGCACUAUUGGAUUGUGUGCGUCAAACCUUGCUUCCUAUCACUCAAUUGCUAUCUCGCACUCACGUGAUUGGACCCCUUGUGUCAUUGUUGGUGCGUUCGACAUUCUUUGUUUGGUUCAUGAUGUUGCUUGCAAGCGAUCGCUUAUUGAGAAGUAUCCUGAGCCGUCUCGUUGGAUCACAUGUGUCAGGUCGUCGAUUCUCUGUUAUCAAUGCUAUGGAUCCAGACUUUUCGUUGUUUGAUACUGCACCCGAUACCAUCCAUGAUAAUGAUCCACCAUUGCCAACAAACACCCACUAUUCCCAUUCACUGGCAUAUUCAUUAUGCGUGGCAUCCAAGCUGGUCUAUGAAGAUAUACCACUCAUUCGUCACGAGCUUGAUAAAGCUGGCUUCGAGGUCUCUGAAACAUUCAAACCAAUGGCUUACUUGAAUAUCUGUGCUUUUAUUGUCGCCAAGGAUGAUGACAUUUUGCUUGUAUUUCGUGGAACAAAUCCCUUGAACUUUCAAAACUAUAUCACCAAUAUCCAUAUGGGCAUGAUUGGUAUCAAUGAUGUGGAUGGAGCAGCCAUGGGACAUGUACACAAGGGCUUUUGGCGUGCUUUGGGUGAGCCGGAAAUCAAGCGUCGCGAUACACCUGCAACUGUACAGAUCGAACUCAACGGGGUGUCACUUUAUCGAACGAUUGCAUCGGCAUUACAAGCAUGUUUCAAGAUAUUGCAGUUCCUGACACUCAAUGUCUUUCACCACGUCACCGACCCUGUUGAUAGCAGCUGGAUGGGCCAUGAUACGGAUGUCAAAUCGCAUAGCAUGUUCUAUCAAGCUGAGAAAUACAUCUUGAAGCUCAUGGCAACACGACGUACCAAGUCCACCACUCGGCUUUACAUUGCGGGUCAUUCGCUUGGUGGCGCUCUUGGAACCAUUUUCCUUGCAAAGAUGUUACAAUCCAAAAGCAAAAUCCUGGAUCACUUUGGCGGCUUGUAUACCUUUGGCCAACCCAAAAUCGGUGACGCUGAUUUCGCCAGGGCAUUUGAUAAAUUGAUAGAACACAAGAUCUUCCACCAUGUCUAUAAUAAUGAUAUUGUACCACGUGUCCCUUCCUGGUUACAAUACGACACACCGCCAGGGAUUCUCGUAUUCAUUGAUUCGUCGUACAACAUGACGCUUUAUCCACCCAAACCAACCACAGGCGAGCCUGUUCCCGUGCGUCAAAUUUCUUAUCUUCACUUGUCCGGUCUUCUCAAUCUACGUGUCAUUCAACGGUUGCCUCGUGAAAAUGCAAUUCGUAUCCUUUUUAGGAUCCUCUUUCCCUUCUUUGUAAACGAUCAUUUUCCCUCCGAUUACUGCGACGCUCUAAGACGGGGUAAAAAGAUAGCGAUAGCCAAGGGUCCUCGUAAACGUUGGGUAGCGAAUGAAUGA
Lichtheimia ornata is the source of this 1596-nucleotide messenger RNA. RefSeq lists its product as uncharacterized. The coding region runs from base 1 to 1596 and encodes 531 amino acids. Gene Ontology annotation, biological process: lipid metabolic process. Gene Ontology annotation, molecular function: triacylglycerol lipase activity. The transcript has 6 exons. The record is from RefSeq and is a predicted model, not a curated record. NCBI's taxonomy places the organism in Eukaryota, Fungi, Mucoromycota, Mucoromycetes, Mucorales, Lichtheimiaceae.